AUGAGCAUCGAGAUCCCGCCGGGUCUGACGGAGCUGCUGCAGGGCUACACGGUGGAGGUGCUGCGGCACCGGCCGCCGGACCUGCUGGCCUUCGCCGCCGAGUACUUCGGCCGCCUGAGGGAAACCCGCGACCAGGAGCAGAGGGAGCUUCAGGCUGGCGUGGGGGCCAGGGGCAAAGGGGUCAACUUCGGCGCCGAGCCCAUGCAGACAGAGUCCAACGGCGAGGAAGAGCGCAGGGACGAAGACUCCGACUCCGACUUCGAGCCUCCUGUUAUCAACAGAUUCAACAGAAGAGUAUCAGUCUGUGCAGAAGCAUUCAACCCAGAUGAAGAAGAGGAAGACACAGAACCAAGGGUAGUAAAUCCCAAAACAGAUGAGCAGAGAUGCAGAUUGCAAGAAGCAUGCAAAGAUAUCCUCCUCUUCAAAAAUCUAGAUCAGGAGCAACUAUCGCAGGUUCUUGAUGCCAUGUUUGAAAUGAAAGUUCAACCUCAGGAUCAUGUAAUCGACCAAGGAGAUGAUGGAGACAACUUUUAUGUAAUUGAACGGGGAUUGUAUGAUAUUUUUGUAACACGAGAUGGCCAAACUCGCUGUGUUGGCCGCUACGAUAAUCAUGGCAGUUUUGGGGAACUGGCGUUGAUGUACAACACUCCUAGAGCUGCGACAAUUGUUGCCACAACAGAUGGAUCCCUUUGGGGAUUGGAUCGAGUGACGUUCAGAAGAAUUAUUGUGAAAAACAAUGCACGGAAAAGGAAGACGUAUGAACUAUUCAUUGAGUCAGUGCCCAUCCUUAAGUCACUGGAGCCUUCAGAGCGAAUGAAAAUUGUUGAUGUAAUAGGGGAGAAAACGUUUAAAGAUGGGGAACGUAUCAUUGCUCAGGGUGAUAAGGCAGACAGCUUUUACAUUGUAGAAUCUGGUGAAGUAAAGAUCUUGAUUAAAAGCAAGACCGUCACAGGCAAGGACGCAAACCAAGAGGUGGAGAUUGCUCGAUGUGAAAAAGGACAGUAUUUUGGAGAACUUGCACUUGUUACCAACAAACCCAGAGCAGCCUCUGCCUAUGCAGUUGGGGAGGUCAAAUGUUUAGUUAUGGAUGUGCAAGCAUUCGAAAGGUUACUUGGGCCCUGCAUGGACAUUAUGAAGAGGAAUAUAACCCAUUACGAAGAGCAGCUGGUAGCGUUGUUUGGUUCCAGCUUGGACCUGACCCAUCCAGGCAACUAGGCACAGAGUACCUUAGUGCCUUCUCAGUUCAAGACACAGAAAAGUCUCCUAUUAGCAACAGCGCAGCACCACACAAAUGAAAGAAGGACACUAUGGGACAGUGGCUAUUGGUGUCUUCUUGGGCAUUUUUUUAGAAACCUACAUAGGUCUCAGCACAGCCGGACAGGUCAAGGUUUGCUCCAGGCCUCUGCUUUGCUGCUGCUGAAAUUUCAUUAUUAGACCUAGCUUACUGCUGAGUCUCUUAAUCCUCCUUUCACUUUGCUUGAUUCAGAAUGGCAUGUCUCUCCAACAAUUCAAGUGCCUGAUACGAAAGAUGUGGAGCCCUCUUAUUUGUUCUUGUUUAAAAAAAAAAUCAUUGCGAGAGAAAACUUUGUAAUUGUGAUUUGGAAUAGCAGGUGGCUCUUCCUUCUUUCAGGGACAGCUACCUCCUUACAGUAUCUUCCUUUUGACGUUUCCUCCCCCCGACAGAGUAUCAAUCUGCUUUUAAUACAGAUGUUGGAUUUGAAAUAGUUGAUAAUGUCAAGGGCAUGGGAAGAUUUCGGAGCUAGCGAGUUCUGAGGUUUCCCUGCCACCUGCUGCAAAUAGCAGGUACUGCAGCUUCUAAAGCUUCUGGGUCCAAGGGUGGACCUACUCCAGCCGAUGAAUAAUGAAGCAAAAUACUGAAUUCUGAGCAGUAUCUAGCAGAAAACGGAAUUAGGGUUUUUUUUUUAUAUUUUUAGGCUACAGUGAAUUUGAAUAUUAGGUCAAGGGAUCCAGUGGCCAGAAGUGUUGCAACAAUAUUGUCCUCCAAAAGUUGACCUGUUUUCUUGAUUAAGACUUAAAUCUGUGGUCUGAUGGGAAACAGAAGUGCGUAACCCAAGUUCCUGUUUGUGGGGAUUCUUUACACACUUCAAUUUUGCAUGGCACUGCCCUGCGCAGAAUCAGUUUUAAUGCUCUUUUUUUUAAGGAGGGUUGGGGUUUUUUGUAACUUAUAUUUAUGUACUUAAGGGGCUCCCUUCUACUGUAAUAUUUUACAGCAUUCUUUAACAAAAUUAGGUAUAUACUUUCCAGUUGGCAAGUCUGUUUGCGAAAUCUUUUUUGGAAACUUACUUCAAACGAGAAUGAUUUCUUUUUUUAAAAAAAAAGGAAAGAAAGAAACCUAAAAUGAAAAAAUCUCACUCCCUGAACAAUUGAUGUUGUGGCUGGAGGGAUCUUUUGAGCUCAGAUUCAGUUAACUACAUUUCUCCAAAACACUUGCUAAGUCAGCAGCAUUUUUUUUUAAAAAAGUAUCUUCUUUCUAUCUUACUGCUUACUUAAAAUAAUUAGCAACAUCCAGUGAUGCUCACCACCUGUGCGAUGAAAAUCUGUUUGCACACUAGAAUUUGGGAUUUUCUCUUCUCCCUCUUUUUAUCACUUGUGCACUCUCCGCAAAAAUCUGCUCUGGCAAUUUCCCCAACCCUCCGGAGCAGAUUUUGGGAGAGAGGAAGGAAAAGCCCUGUUUCUUGUGGGGCCUCCUGCUCUCACUAUAUUUGAUCUUGGCCAAAAAUCUGGAUUAAAUGUUAUCCAAGUAUUAUAUCUACAACCGUUAGAUUUUAAAACAAUUCUCUUUAUUGCAUUAGAAAGAACAUUCUUAAGGAAAAAGUUUUGGAACCUGUCAGUAGUCAUUUUGCUUUGACUAUUUCAUUAUCAGUGUUUCUCAGUGUGUUAUAAACAUGACUAUUUUGGAGAGAGAUUUUCACUAAUUAUGGAUUUGCAAUGAUAGAUUAAAACCUUUUACUCAUUGUGGCCCAGCCAUUUAAACCUGAAAUAAUUCCACCAUUCAUAAUUCCUUCUUGGCAAUGCCACAGAUCUAAACCACCAAUUAGCUCAUAGUAGCCAUUUCCCAAUUUGUCUCAUUUUUAUGUUUUUACACUAGCAAUUUAAGACAUAAUUUUUAAUACGUUGUUGAAUCAGGGAAUGAUACUGUACUAGCUUGAAGGCAAAAGGACUUUUUUAAUGUAAUGAAAGCCAAUGGAAAAGACGUCCAAGCUCUGGUGAUUGUAUCCUGCGCUUCUUCCCCCAACACCUCCAUUUCAGCUGUGCGUUCUCUGCUUGUAGGAGACAGGUAUGCUACAAAAGCCCAGAAGAAAAAUAUGCUUCAUUCAUCUUAAGAUUUUACACCAAAGAUAUUGUUUUUCAUUGUAGGAUUUUCAGUGUGUAAACUUCUUUUAGGUUGUGGAUCUAAUUAAGGGGAUUGGUUGAAAAAGGUCACCGUGGAGCCUUUGUAAGCUGAGUUGAGCAGGUAUGCAUUCAAGCCAUUCUCAAGUUUUCCUUAAGAUUUUGUCAAAUUUCAGGUGAGCCAAAUUCCUUCUAGACCCACAGUUCCAGCCAGUAGAGGCCUUCCCUUCUUAUGCUGAGCACUUAUUCACUGGAACCCUGCAGGCGUUUGUCUUUGUCCUAUAUAACAUUGCUUUAUAGUUCUUAACACGUUACUCAAAAUGGCACCUUCUCAACCUGGCCAAGCUGAAGUUCUGGGGUUCUGUUUGUUAGAGUUUUGUAGAGGAUUCUGCUGCAUUAGAAAGAAAAGACAGGGAAGGGAAAUGGCUUUACAGGAAGUAGAGUGGGUGAGGGCCAGACUAAUUAUACUGAUCUAUAGACUACCUGCUGAAAAUUAUUUUCUAUACUUUACUGAAAGCAGGCAAGUUGAAGGGCUCAAAUGCACAAUCCCAAAAUUGGACGUUCCUUUUUGUGCAAAACUGAUUUAUCUCUGUGUGUUUAUGGAUGGUGGACUGGUCAUAUGACUCACUAUCAAGAGCCACAGUUUUCUGGUGUUCCUGUGAUAAGUUGUGUGGGAAUUCCAGCUGAACAUUCAAGGAGGACAGUCUUCUUUCUUUGGCUGGAUUUAAACGCAAGUCCAGUUUGUAGCCGUGUGGAUUGCUCCUCGCACUGAAGACAUCAACAUUACUUUUAAAAUGAGCCAUUUUUUAUAUGUCUGAGUGGUAAUGAUUUGGCUAUUUGUAAAAUGAUGUAUUGUGAAAUGCUUAGAGUGAAAGAUACUUGGACGAAUCAUGUUGACAUCUACUAUUUCCCCUUCAUGCCUCCAUCCCCAGUCUCCCUGGAGUCUAGCAAUAUUGACCGAGAGUGGUUCAGCUCCCAUUUUUUGAUCACUGCUUUACCAUAGCUGCAUUAACUCCUUAUGACAUUUGAACGUAUUUUAAGAAUUUUGUUUCUGCUUCUGGUAUUGCUCUUUAUCAAGGGGGGAAAGAAAUCUGCAAAUAGUUUGCGUAUGAUCACUGGUGAUGUCUAGCUUUAAUAAGAGAACUCAGCAGCAAAGUGACUAAUGAGAGUGAUAUCUCUUCAUAUGGUCCUUUUUUAAAACAACAACACAGCUUUCUGCUUGUCAUUUUUGAGGCUGGUAGGAAGAGCUUACAGUGUCCCUGUGUUAUACUUCUGUUAAUGUCACAGCACAAAUUUCACUAAAUGUAUGUAAGAAAUGAAAUGUUGAUAUGUGAAGUGCAGGUUUGCAGAGGAGAAAAGGUAACCCCCUUUAAAUGCCAUUUUCUUUUCAGUUGUUAUUGACAUGUAUUUGUAUACUAGUCUUGCCAAAAAUACAACUUUUCUGGGUCUGGCCCCCCCGUUAUAUUUUGUUGUGAGUACUGCUGGUGAAGUCAGUGUGUUCCAGUUGCUCAACCACAUGAUUCAUUUGAAGAGGCCUUCUCUCUGUGUGGUUUCUCCCUGUACAGGCUGUAGGGCUAUGUUGCGCCUUGAUCACCCAGGAAGCAGAAAGCAGUCCCUAAUCUCUUAGGCACGUGGCACAAAUUUUCUGAGCCUAUCUAAAUCUUAAACCAUGUGCUAUGAAUGCUUUUCUCCGGUCACAAAGGUAAUUUCAAUUUUGCUUAAAAAUGCUACCUCAAGGCUCCAAGUGCUGUAAAUGUGUCUUGCCUGUGAGAAUUCCACAAACUGGGUAUGAUAAGUUCUGUUGCAUUAAGUAUGUGGGAUGUUCUCUUGGGUUUUUUUAAUCUGUUGGGGAGGGGCCUGUUUUAACUCAUUUUUACAGCUAAUAUUUGAUUAUUUUUUUGUCCUUGUUUUGUUUUCAAAAAGUGUGGGCAGAUUUGCAGAGGGAUCAGUUCUUGCACUAUAGUAUUGCCCAAGGUGGGGGAGAGUACACCCGCCAUAUGAGAUGCUGGUGGCAAUCUGAUCUGGGGUUUGACUACACUUCCGACUAAUAAAACCUGACAUGCCAUGUCCAGCCUUCCUGAUUA
Messenger RNA from Podarcis muralis (Common wall lizard), 5435 nucleotides. It is a transcript of the gene PRKAR2A, whose product is annotated as protein kinase cAMP-dependent type II regulatory subunit alpha. Gene Ontology annotation, biological process: negative regulation of cAMP-dependent protein kinase activity. The record is from RefSeq and is a predicted model, not a curated record. Gene Ontology annotation, cellular component: cAMP-dependent protein kinase complex; cytosol. Gene Ontology annotation, molecular function: cAMP binding; cAMP-dependent protein kinase inhibitor activity; protein kinase A catalytic subunit binding. NCBI's taxonomy places the organism in Eukaryota, Metazoa, Chordata, Lepidosauria, Squamata, Lacertidae.